CGAUCCAGCCCAACUCAUUUCAGCCCACUCUUGCUUAUAUAUUCAAGCAAUCAACUUAUAUUUUUCUUAUUCAAUGUCUCUUCUUUAGACAAAAUUGCGGCGCUAAAUGUCAGAACAAAUAAAUGCCGCUCUUUUCAAAUGCAAAUCAUGGUCCCCCGACAUUCAACGGGAACGAACUUGGCUCAAACGCCGUAAGAACCACCGUCUCCGUCUCGCUGCCGAACGCCGCCGCAUCACCACCGCCGAUGACUGCCGUUCAUUGAGCCUCAACGCCGCCGAUGAACGCCGUCGUUCCAUGGACUGCUUGACUGACGUUGACGUCGAUGAAUUCCGUGCUUGCUUUGAAUUAGGAUUCGGAUUCGAUCCGAAUUCUGAUUUGGAUCCGAAGCUAACCAGUGCUUUUCCCGCUUUGGAGCUUUAUCAAGCUGUUAACAAGUUAUCUCGAUCCUCCUCUUCUGUUUCGAUGGUAACUUCUGACUCUGAAACUCCUUCAUCUGUUGAGAGCUCCGUCUCCAUUGUUGAACCAGGUGAUGAUCCGGAGACAGUGAAAAUGAGGUUGAGACAAUGGGCACAAAUGGUGGCUAUUUCAGUGCGUGGAUUACCUUCCAUAUAGUGAUUGAUUCAGAAUUAAUUUAAAAGUUUAGUGAUAUUCGAUCGAUAUAUUACUAGAAUAUUACGUAGGUGCAAUGCAAAACUCUGUUGUAAGAUUAGUAGAUGCAAAACAAGAUGUAGAACUUUAUGUAUUGAGCAGUUGAAUAAAUGGAACUGGAUGCUUAAUUUACUACUUAUGUUUUUUGAAUUAAAAUUAU
Molecule: messenger RNA, 809 nt
Organism: Capsicum annuum
Lineage: Eukaryota; Viridiplantae; Streptophyta; Magnoliopsida; Solanales; Solanaceae
Exons: 2
Coding region: 107-613 (168 amino acids)
Source: RefSeq, a predicted model, not a curated record